Messenger RNA from Eriocheir sinensis (Chinese mitten crab), 1391 nucleotides. Its product is annotated as peritrophin-48-like. The transcript is spliced from 2 exons. Gene Ontology annotation, cellular component: extracellular region. NCBI's taxonomy places the organism in Eukaryota, Metazoa, Arthropoda, Malacostraca, Decapoda, Varunidae. Gene Ontology annotation, molecular function: chitin binding. Bases 134 to 1081 code for a protein of 315 amino acids. The record is from RefSeq and is a predicted model, not a curated record.
UGUGUGUGUGUGUGUGUGUGUGUGUGCUCGCGUGCUUGAUGAUGUGUCGGCAGCUGGCGUGUUUCUCAGGCCACGCAUGCACCGAAAAAUAAAUCGUUGUUUUUUUUAAUGGGCUGGGUGUCUGAGGGUAUUUAUGUGCUUGCACGGACGCCCUGCACGCACACACACCCCGCCCCUGAAGACGCGCACAGCCACACUCGCCAUGGGUCUGCGGUCACCUUCCUGUCUGCUGCUGCUGCUGGUGCUCCUGGUGCCUGCCGCCCUCGCAGCCGCCGCCUGCACCAACACUGACCCCUGCACCGGCCAGCCAGACUGUGCCGGAUGUGGCCCAGGUACUUUAGUUCCGGACCCCGAGAACUGCCGCAGCUACUAUAUAUGUAUCGAUGAUGCCCGUCCCAGCUUAGCCUUCGACUGUCCCGACGGGCAGGUCUUCAACGCUGCCAGUCACGCGUGUGAGAAGGGAGAUGAGUGCGAAGAGUGCCCGGUAGUACCCCCGACAGGCAGCUGCAGCUACGAGUGCCCGGUCACUGGCUCUGGGCUAAUUUCCUCCAUCACUGACUGUCACUCUUACUAUGAAUGUAAAGAAGGAAAAGUCACAGGAUCUGGGACCUGCGAUGCAUCCAAGCCCUUCUUUAACGGUGAGGAGUGCCAGACUGACGUGAGGCUCUGCUGCCACUGCCACCCUUACUGCACAGAGGCUGACGCUCUGGGCACGGUCGUAGAAGACCCGCUGGACUGCCGGAGCUACUACUUAUGCAUAGACCCCUCUGCGGUGCCCACCACGCACGGCACAUGUCCCGACGGGGAACACUUCGACUACCUCCUCCAAGGGUGCUCCCCCGCGGCCGCGUGCGCCACACGGUUGUCGUGCCUCAACGUGGUGGGCGCCGACGGCUGCAUCGACCCCUUCACCUGUGUCUCCGUCGGCUACUUCGCCAGGUGCCCCAACCAGUGCACGGCUGACUACUACCACUGCACGGCGGCGACCGGCACCUACCAGGGCGUCGAGUCCUGCGCCGGGGGGACAGUCUUCCACCCCGACUACCACAACUGCGUUCCCCUUGCUAACUGCCCCUACUGAGAGAGAGAGAGAGAGAGAGAGAGAGAGAGAGAGAGAGAGAGAGAGAGAGAGAGAGAGAGAGAGAGAGAGCAGUGGUCGCCCUUACACAGUCGCUGUCCUCUCCGCCUCAGACAGAACUACCGCGACAUUGUCUCGCGGCUCAUGGCCGGGCGCUACAGGCUUUGUAAUGACCAUGCUGUGCUUGACGCUAAGGACCAGUACCUGGGCUGCCCCUACCAUUGUAUCCCUGUGCUCUGAGUCUGUCCGUAAAUCAUGAAUAAUCUGUACCAGGAAUUAAUCUCUCGGAAGGCUAAAACAACUGUCAGGCAGA